GGAUUGCACUUCACUAGUUCCGCCAUAAAAAAAGAAAAAAAAACAGCCAAUGCAGUCCUUCUUUACAGCCAAUAUAUGACAUCGACCAGCGAUAAACCGCACGCCUGGAAACUGACAUGUAAUUCGGCCGUGUUAGUAUAACCUACACCAGCACCAACUGGCGCUACAGCGUUUUAACAGAAGACAUGAACAGGGUGUGGAUGUGUUAGUAGCCUGGUAGCGAGCUCACCUGUUUGUGUUGUGGUGAUGGAGAAUAUCGAAGAGUCUUCGCCCCUCCGGAUCACUCCUACCGUCCGGGCGCUUAGCUCCGCACUGCGGGGGAAGCGCGAAAAUGUCCUCGAUUCCAGUCGGGAAAACGGUGAUAGGAUAUUCCCCGAACCGGAGAAGCUCUGGUUCAAGGAAAGCAGCGCUAAAAAUCUGCGUAACAGGGACUUCUUGUCGCCGACCACGAUGCUUAACACGUUGUAUGCGGACGGACAGGUUCCUCCAGCAGUGAUGUCCAGGGUCCGGUCUCUCCGUGGCAGUGGGGUUCUCCCUGUGGCUGGCGGGGAGGUAAUGUGUGAGGGGUUGAGGGUGAGGGUGGAUCGGGCGGCUGCCUUCAGGGCUGUCCUAGCAGGUGGAGCCACAGAGUACCUGAAGCCCUCAAGUCAAAGGCAAGGCUGUGUGGUGCUCAACUGUCCUGCGUUGCACCCUAAACCCAAUACCCCAACCCCUGAUACACUUACUCUGGGCCAGUUGAGGACUGUUCUCUUGGCUGACCACAUGGGGGCACUGUUGAGAAGACAGGGAUUUUCAGUGUCCUAUUGUCCCACACUUCCUGAAGACAGUGACAUCAUCACCUUUCUUCGAGCUCUGGGCAUCAAUUGGCCCACAGUCCCGACCAAUUGGACCAACAAGAAGCGAGAGGAAAAGAUUCAGGAGGCGCUGGAGAACUCCCCCUACAGAGAGAGAGAAAUGGAGAGAAGCAGGAGGACCAGUGGUGGAGGAGGGAGGAAGGUGGAGGAGGGGGAGGAAGAGGGAACGCUCAGGGUCAACUUGAAAAGAGUGUUCCAGGAAGAGGGGUUGCUGGGAUAUGACCCCAGCCUUGGCACCUGCACAGUACACAGAGACAGUGUUUCCCACCUGGCACAGCUGGACCUGGCCACAGCCAACUGCACAGUAGCCAUGGCAACAGCGUUACAUGUGACUUCCUGUCAGGAUGAGUUCCGACAGCAGCAGAUAGCAGUGCUGUGGAGAGCCACCGGAGCAACGCAUACACAGAGACAUCUGGUGUGUGGGCCUGUGAAGACUCCAGGUUCUCACCUCACUGCUGCACAGUACCUGCAACUGAGAAGAGGUCAGAUGAAGGAGGCAUCGGAAAUGAAGUAUGGAGAUCAAGUAGAAGGUCAAACAUGGGAUGACAUCAUCAGGGUCAUGACUUCUGCCACUGUCAGAUUUGAGCUGCUGUCAACAGUCCACACCAGUCCUGUGACACUGGACGUCCAGAGGGAAGGCGGCGUGUCCACCAAAGGGCCGAGAGGAGGGGUGUUUGUGAUGUAUAACUGUGCCAGGCUGCACACUCUGUUUGACAGCUACGAGAGAGGAGUGGAGAAGGGUCUGUACCCAGAAAUCCCUGAAGGCUCUCAGCUAGACUUCUCUGCUCUGAAAGAAGAGGGCGAGUGGCUUCUCCUGUUCAAUUACCUCAUUCCCUUCUCUGAGCUGCUGGACCAAUCGGGACAAGUGUUAGACUGUGAGGGGGGAGGGGCCAGAGUCAGUAUUAAGACUGAGCAGAUCUGUAAAUUUCUCGUGUCUCUCAGUAAAGACUUCAGCUCGUACUAUAACAGAGUCCAUGUGCUGGGGGAGCCAUUGCCUCAUCUCUUCAACCAGAUGUUUUGUCGUCUGUAUCUGUUGAGAGCGUUGAGAGAGCUCUACCACAGCGCUCUGGAUACCCUAAACCUUCCCCCUAUCAGGCAACUAUAGCCUCGACAUUCUUCACUCAUCCUGUGAUCACCGUUAGCCCUACCUCCCCUUCACCCAUUUCAUUCACACUCACCUGACUUUUGCGUUUCUACCUUCAUCAUGUACACGAUUCAUUAAGCAAGGAACACGUGUCCAACUAAGACACACUGUCAUGUGGCAGUGUUACAGUAAAGUCUAAAGGCUGUUAGAGUCAAAUAUAAGAUUAUUAUUUUAUCGGCCCUCUAUAUAGCUUCUACAGCUCAUCGGCACUUACAUUUUUCAUUUUUCUUACCCAUAAAUCAUAAAGUGCGAUGUCAGUGUAGUUUGACAUUUUAGGAAAUAGGCAUUUCUUUCUUAUUGAGAGUUAUAGGAGACUGAUACCACUCUGACGCCUGUACAGUAUAUAUGAAAGUGCUGCAAGCAGCUGUUUAGAGACUAGAAGCAGGGAGAGGCGGCUAACUUUAACUAAGCUUUAACUAAUUAACACAGUAUAUAUUUUCAUUUGUGCAACAAUCUGAGACUCCAGGUGGUUAAUGGUCUCAGUACAGAAAUAGUCCAAAGACCCUUAAAACACUGAAUUGUCAUUUUUACACUUUUUGUAGGUACAAACGAUAAUCGGCGUGCUUAAUAGUGAGCUUUAGAGAUGCUGGUGGUGGACUUUGUUACCUUUGCACAGAGCGAGGUGUCCUCUAACUCUCUGUAAUAAAGUAAAUAAGCAUAUUUCCCAAAAUGUGGAACCUUUAAAUGUAAAUCAUGCUGGAUGGAGUUUGUCCUCCAAUGAGAAUGGCAAGGAAUUUGAAUUUUAGCAGCCAAAUGAUCCCAAUGUUGGUGCACACGGGAUGCUUUCUUUAAAGUUUGAAGCCCUACUUUGUAAUUUUAAAUUCGGUUCCAGUCAUGUGACCUUAGAGUACAUUUGUAGGCUCUUUGGCCUAACCAGACACCUGAGACUUUUCGGAUAACUUUGGUGCCAAAACAUCCGAUCUAAACUGAAAUAAGACAUGUUGAACUUCCCACAUUACUGCCUACCAUAAUGUUGCUAGAAGUCUCCACUCUUUGUCUGUCACUGCCUGAGGACAAUUUUUUUUUUUUUACUUUUUAAAUCAGCCUCGUUCACCUGUUGAAGUUCGCAUUUCAUGUAAGUUACCCACCUUCAACGCCACACGAAUAUUUAUUGUCUUAAAAAAGAGAUGUGUACAGAAUAUAUAUAUUCUGUGUAUGAGUCUUUAAUUGCUGUGUUCAUGUUAUUAUUCAGAGCCCUCUGAUUAGUCUCAGAUAUCCUGUUGGACAAAUCACAAACGUUCAGUAUCAACCAGAUGUAACAGGUGUUCACAAGUUAUUGACAGAAACCGUGUAUUAGCAGCAUUUAGGGCGUCGUGCCAUUAUGUUAGGAAAUGCAUGACAUGGCAUGAAAAUAAUAUAUAUGAAGAGAGUUUUAUGCCGAAAAUGUUAUUUAUAAAUUUUGGUAUGGGAAAAUGGUGAUCUAAAAUUUGUCUUCAGUAUCUCAGAAAUGUGAAAUGUUGUCUGUUCAAAUGUGCCAUAGCUUGUUUUAACUUUUUGCUUUACAUUAUUUUGUGAGCUGGUGCUUUUUUAAGUGAAUAUCUCAUGUUGGAACAAAACAUUUAGCAUACACAAGUAGUAAAUAUGUUGCAAACUCACUUCUCACUGCAUGAAAUGUUUGAUCAAAUGUUGCUUGUCCCUGAACGAUCUAUGGAUUCUUUUUAAUUGACUUUUUUUUUUUUUAAAUAACAUUUCAUGUCCAAUAGAAAAGGGAAUGCAUUCUAGCAGUGUCUUUAAUAUGCUGAUUUAUUUCCAGUGACUGUCUUGUUAACCUCUGCUGUAUUUACCACAGUAUUAAAGAGAUGCAGAACGAGA
This is a messenger RNA of Scatophagus argus, 3810 nucleotides long. RefSeq names its product DALR anticodon binding domain containing 3 (gene dalrd3). Lineage: Eukaryota; Metazoa; Chordata; Actinopteri; Scatophagidae. The transcript has 13 exons. Bases 247 to 1959 code for a protein of 570 amino acids. Gene Ontology annotation, molecular function: ATP binding; tRNA binding; arginine-tRNA ligase activity. The record is from RefSeq and is a predicted model, not a curated record. Gene Ontology annotation, biological process: arginyl-tRNA aminoacylation; tRNA C3-cytosine methylation.